AUGAAGUUGUCUGAAAUCAUUCUUAUUAAUGAUGUACUUCAAAAGCACAAGAAAGAUGGGGCACCAAUGAAAACGGUUACGGAAACAUGGGACCAUUUACAGGCACUCCGCGGUUUUACUCAACGUCUUAAAGGUAAACAAGGACGAUUCCGUGGUAAUCUGUCGGGAAAACGAGUGGAUUUUUCUGGAAGAACUGUAAUAUCACCGGAUCCAAAUUUACGGAUUGACGAGGUGGGCGUGCCGUUGUUAACGCUUAUCAUGACGGGUUCGGACAAUCAUCCUGGUGCUAACUACGUUGUUGAUCGUGUUACAGGAACAAAACGUCUAUUGAAGUAA
Molecule: messenger RNA, 336 nt
Organism: Cooperia oncophora
Lineage: Eukaryota; Metazoa; Nematoda; Chromadorea; Rhabditida; Trichostrongylidae
Source: the annotation of a GenBank genome assembly